AUGUUUAGUAAAAGUAAAAGAGUUAAUAUUGUAAUUACAUUUGUAUUAUUAUUUAUUGCAGGUAUACCGGUUUGGUGGAAUACUACAACUACAUAUAGAUCAAAUGUAGAUUUUACAGAAAUAAAUGAAUAUUAUAAUUUAAAAGAUAAUAUCACACAAAGCAAAUGGCCAUUAUUUAAACAACUCUUUAAUCAAGUUGGACCAAUUCAACAUGAUAUUGAAGUUAAAACAGCAACAGAAUAUAGUUUAUCAUUUACAUUAUUAAAUUCUGAUCCAUCUGAUAUCAUACCAAAAUGGGAUUUCCCUUACCUUUCAAAUAAAUAUAUUCAACCAUUUAUUGAGCAAAUAUCAGAUAUUGCAAAUUUUACAGUUCAAUCUAAAAUUUCACAUUAUGCAACACUUUUAAAAUCACCACUUUAUGAUUCAAAAGAGAAUAGUUAUUAUAUUCCAUCUGCAUUCCUUUCAGAGUAUAUCAAUCCAAAUGAAUGGCAAUUAGAUACUCCAUCUACAAAUCAACCAACUUUAAAUUUUAUCAUAUACAUACCAAAAACAACUCAAUCACCAUUAUAUAUUCGUUCAAAUCAAAAUAGUAAUUCAUUUUUAAUUCCACAAUGGGGCGGUAUUAUAAUUCAUAAUGUAAAUAAUAAUAAAAAUAAAAAUAAUAAUGGUCCAAUUGAUUUAACAAAUGAAUUAGAGGAUCAAAUGGUUUCAUUUAAAUAUCAAUUAAAAGAAUUAUUAGGUAUCAAUAAUGAAAAUAAUAAAAACAACAACAAAAAUAAUGAAAAAAAAGAAAAGAAAUAUUUAGAAAAAGAUAUUAUUUUAAGUAAUGAUGAAAUUGAUUCAACCAUAAAGAGAUAUACAGCAGAGAAUAUCAAUGUAUCAAUAUCAACAUUAUAUAGUUUAAGUUCAUUGAUUGAAAGUUUACCAAAUAUGUUGGUUUUGGAUAAUAUUCGUGAUCAAGUAAAAGUAGCAAUCGAAUCUUUAGGUCGUGCACAUCAAUGUCUUGAACAAUCUGAUUAUAAUUGUGCAUUACAAGCAUCAAAGCAAUCAUUAGCCUCUUCUGAAUCCGCUUUCUUUGAUAAGAAUAUGCUUUCUCAAUUAUAUUUCCCUGAUGAACAUAAGUAUGCUGUUUAUACUCCACUAUUCGUACCAGUUUGUUUCCCAAUCAUUGCUGGUAUCUUUCAAGAAUUUAAACAUUAUAGAAAUAAAAAAUUAAAAAAAUAA
Molecule: messenger RNA, 1224 nt
Organism: Dictyostelium discoideum AX4
Lineage: Eukaryota; Evosea; Eumycetozoa; Dictyosteliales; Dictyosteliaceae
Gene: pigS
Product: phosphatidylinositol glycan, class S
Exons: 4
Coding region: 1-1224 (407 amino acids)
Biological process (GO): attachment of GPI anchor to protein; GPI anchor biosynthetic process
Cellular component (GO): endoplasmic reticulum membrane; GPI-anchor transamidase complex
Source: RefSeq, a predicted model, not a curated record